AUGAGCGAAUCCAACACUAUCAUCGGUAUCAACUUUGGUACUGCCUACACUUCUAUUGCUUACCUCAACAAGGAAGGUCGCGCUGAUUGUCUCGCUAACGAAGAAGGUGAUAGACAAAUUGCCUCUGCUCUCGCUUUCCACGGUGAUGAAGAGGUUAUCGGUUCUCAAGCCAAGUCUGAUAUUGCUCGCCAUCCCAACCACACCAUCGCCAACUUCCGUGCCAAUCUCGGAAAGAGCUUUGCUGAUGCUGUCAACUUGACUGGUUCCGCUGCUCCCGUCGUCGACAAGAACGGUGUCCCUGCUUACGAGAUUGAGUUGCCCGCUGGUAAGUCUGUUUUCACUGCUCAAGAAGUUUCUGCCAAGUACUUGCGUCACAUUCGCGAGUCUGCUGAAGCUUUCUUGGGUACUGCCAUCAACGGCGCUGUCAUGGCUGUUCCCUCUUACUUUACCGAGAAGCAACGCGAGGAAUUGGUUGCUGCUGCUGAGGCUGCUGGUAUCAAGGUUGUCCAACUCGUUCACGAGUCUGCUGCCGCUGCCCUCGCCUAUGGUGUUGGUCAAGAUGCCUCCAACAAGGAUCCUCAAGACAAGACCAUCGUUGUCUGUGAUUUGGGUGGACACUCUUUCGAUGUCACUGUUUUGGCUGUUCGUUCCGGUAUGUACACUGUGUUGGCUACUGCCCACGAUACCAAGAUUGGCGGUGCCUCUUUCGAUGACAACUUGAUCAAGCACUUUGUUGCCGAAUUCCAAAAGAAGUCCAAGAUUGAUAUCUCUUCCAACAAGAAGGCUUUGGCCAAGCUCCGUAACGCCGUUGAGGUCACUAAGAAGAUGUUGUCCAGCGGUAACUCUGCCCCUUGUUUUGUCGAGUCUUUGGCUGAUGGUGUUGAUUUCCACAGCAAUGUCAACCGUAUGCGUUUCGAGAUGUUGUCCAAGAACGUUUUCUCUCAACUCCAAACUGUCAUUGGCGAGGUUUUGGAAAAGACCAACUUGGAUGCUUCCGAGAUUGACGAAGUUCUCCUUGCUGGUGGUUCUGCUCGUAUCCCCAAGUUUGCCUUGAAGAUCCGUGAAGUCUUUGGCGGUGAACACACCAAGAUCUUGAAUGAACUCGAAGCUGAUGAAGUUGUUGCUCGUGGUUGUGCUAUUCAAGGUUCUUUGGUCUCUGGUUUCGAGAAGGAAGACAUUGAAGCUGCUAUCCAUCCCGUUGUCACUUUGGCUCCCAACACCACCAAGGCUAUUGGUAUCAUCAAUGCCAAGGGUGAGUUUGUCACUGUGAUUCCCCGUGGUACUGCCCUCCCUACUCGUCGUGUCUUUGAGUUCUCCAACUCUGAGGCCAACCAAACUCACGCCUAUGUUGCUUUGUUUGAAGGUGAUCAUAUUGUUGAGAAGGUUGAGGUCAAGGCUGAGCCUGUCCAACUCGAAGAUGAUGAAGAGCCCUAUGAGGAAGAGCCCGAGAUCCUCACCAAUGUCUUCAACAAGCCUGCUGCUCAAUUAGUCGAAGCAUGUCUUCCUCUUGAAAACGCUUCCAAGCCCAAGGCCAGCAAGAUUGAGGUUCAAAUCACUGUUGAUGCUCAAUCCAACUUGGUUUUGAUCAUGCGUGAAAAGAACGGUUCCAAGGUUGUUAAGGUCGAGGCCAAGAAAUAA
Molecule: messenger RNA, 1638 nt
Organism: Mucor velutinosus
Lineage: Eukaryota; Fungi; Mucoromycota; Mucoromycetes; Mucorales; Mucoraceae
Exons: 4
Coding region: 1-1638 (545 amino acids)
Biological process (GO): protein folding
Cellular component (GO): cytosol; nucleus
Molecular function (GO): ATP-dependent protein folding chaperone; ATP binding
Source: RefSeq, a predicted model, not a curated record